GGAAAGCAGGGCUCCAAAAGCCAGCUAACCCUGCUAACUUGAGACAGUCUAGCAUGAAGCGAGAUAUGUACAACACGAACUCGAGCACGCCACUCCAGCCGCACCAAUUGCCACGUCGUGGUACCAAAACUACAGCAAGAGGACAAACAGGCUCAGCCAACAGUAGCCUCUGGGGCGAAGCGGCAGCGACUAGUACCCCAGAAAUGCAACUGCUCCGCGACAAAUUUGCUGAACACCCUUAUCCGAUUGCGCCAGUCUCCAAUCAACUGGACAUUACAAGCAUCCCGAUGUCAUGGCCCAGCACCCCAGACAUGGAAUGACACGCUGUACCAAUGGAAGACAGCACACACACCACAGAUCCUCAACACUCCCCAGAAGCCGAACACCAAGAACGGUCCGACUCGGAGAACGAAGAGAUGUGGAUGGAAGACCUGACCCCUGAGGAUGAGGAACACGACAGGAACUGGAAGCUUUUGGAAGAUGCGUCCACGAGUAUGAACGAGGUUACGGAGAGACUAUCACUUGUCGGCCUUGCAGGCCUGUGGGAACAACUCCUCCCAACGUACCCCCAUUGGUUCGCAGGACUGCCCAAAGCCACAUACAAAAGCCAUGGCGAGAAGAUGGUGGGAAAAGACCUAGAAAGCCGUCUGGCAGAGGCAGAAGCUAAUGUCUCCAACCUCGCUUCAACUAACGCUUACCUAUUGAAAUCCUUAGAAUCCAAGGUGACCACGGCCCAAACCCAACCCCUGCCAGAGAGGGACCCGGAUACCGUAGCGAAACCAAUGGUGGCCCCAACCGAGUCUUGGGCAAGCGUAGCAGCAAAGAAUCCACCGAAACCGCAACCCAGACAGGCAACAGCAAAGAAACAGACAGUGAAACCGCUAGACCAAGCCCAUGAAACAGCCACACAGGGAACGGAACACAAACAGAUGGCAGACCUGUUAGAAGUUAGGAAUGUUGAUGUCCCAUACUUUGGGCGCACAGACCUGCAGCCGCCAAAGAUCUUCCAUUAUUCCUUUCUUGUCUUUCUUGUAGAUCGACAUUGCUGUAGGCUUAAAAGCCACUGGAUGCAACCUUUUCUUGCUUCCCUCAGUUCUACUCUCGUGAACUGAGGUGAGGUCUACCUUUUCUUAUGCGACUACUCGUUACUGAGAGAUCGUGUACUUUACUUAGCAUUUAUUGUCCACUAGGUACAUUAAUCACAUCUAGUUCUACUCUCGUGAACUGAGUGC
This is a messenger RNA of Cantharellus anzutake, 1232 nucleotides long. RefSeq lists its product as uncharacterized. The record is from RefSeq and is a predicted model, not a curated record. Lineage: Eukaryota; Fungi; Basidiomycota; Agaricomycetes; Cantharellales; Hydnaceae. The transcript has a single exon. Bases 333 to 1112 code for a protein of 259 amino acids.